CGUCUUUCUCUCUCUCUGUCUCCCUUUCUGUGUACUCGGUUAUUGCUCUGGCUCUGCAAGUUCCAGACUUCCAGUCCUUUUGAUUCCUUUACAACUCACAACCCUCCAAUUAAUUUCAAUGUAAAAUAGCCAAAGCUUCAGCCUUGGUCACAAUGGUCUUCUUCUUCUUCUUCUUCUUUUUUUCCCUGAUAAUUGCUCCGUAGUAUAAAUCCUGCUCCACGGCUCCAUUCUUCUGAUCAUUGUCCGUCAGUAUUUACCUUUUCCAGUGUUCAAGUAUCGUAUGAAUCUGAGACUCACUUCUGCUAGAAAGAGAAAGGAAGCUAGCUUUCCACUUUUAGCAAACGUUUGCUGCUUUCUGACAGAAACCAAAGACACUCUAUAGAGUUUCCUUCUUCAACUGCUUUACAAAAGCCGACUUUAUGAGGUCUACAGUGGAAUUCAUGAAUACUGUUCUUCCAUAAAUAGCAGUAAUUGCCGUUUUCUGAAUUCUGGCGAUCUUUUUUCAAGGUAGUUUCUCCUGGAACGUCAAAGAAGAAGCAAUUGAAUGAGGCUGGUUUCGUCAUCUUCAUCUCUCUCACUUUCUAAUUUCGGAAAGCUUGGUUUUGGGUUUUGAGUUUUUCUUCAUCUUCUUAGUAAUGGAGAAGAGUCGGUGUUCGUGCUGUCUGCUACUAGUAGUCUUCAUUUUAGCUUCACUUCCUCUUUGCUCCGUUGGGCAGUUGACCCAAUUUGAAAGACGAAUUCUUUUUCGAGUUCAAAAACUCCUAGAGUUCCCGCCUGCUCUUCAAGGAUGGUCCAACUGGACCAACUUCUGUUACCUCCCUCCGUCGCCGUCUCUCACGAUUGUCUGCUCAGGUAAUCACGUAACUGAAUUAACCGUCAUUGGAAACAAAACCUCCCCUUCCGUCAACCCAAAAUCGCUUCGAGGGAAUUUCUCUGUUUCCGAUCAAACUCUCUCUGAGCAUUUCUCAAUUGAUUCAUUCGUCACCACCAUUACCAAGCUUUGGAGAUUGAAGGUGUUGACUCUUGCGUCAUUGGGGUUAUGGGGUCCAUUACCCGCCAAGAUCAAUCGUUUCCGGUUUCUCCAAGUUCUGAAUAUAAGCUCCAAUUUCAUUUACGGAGAGAUCCCUCCCUCGAUUGCCUCUUAUAAGUACCUCAGGAGUCUUGUUUUAGCUGAUAAUUUGUUCAAUGGAACUGUCCCGAAUCUUACUAGCUUAGCGUUUCUGCAAGAAUUGGAUCUGAGUGACAAUCUUCUCGGACCCAAAUUUCCCUCUCUAGGAAACAACAUCGUGAGUGUUAUACUGAACAACAACACGUUCCAAACUGAGAUUCCUCUCGAGCUCAAGAGCUUUAACCAGAUGCAGCGGUUAGACAUCUCUUCCAACCAAUUAAAUGGGUCGAUCCCCACUGCUCUGUUUUCUCUGCCAUCAUUACAGUAUCUCAAUGUGGCUAGUAAUCAACUGAAGGGGUCCCUCGAGACGAACAUAUCUUGCAGCGACAAGCUCGGUUUUGUGGAUCUUUCUAACAACCAGCUAACAGGAAGAUUGCCUCCGUGUAUUGAAUCUAAUUCUUCGAACCGUAUUGUGCUCUACUCCUGGAAUUGUUUGUCCAGUGGGAACUCGAAUUAUCAACAUCUUUACUCCUUCUGCUACCCAGCAUUGGCUGUUCUGCCUACGACUCCAAAACAGAAGCACCAUUCUAGCAACAAGUUAGGUCUCAUACUCGGUAUAGGUGGGGGUAUAGUGGGAGGUGUGCUUGCUUUGGGCUUGUUAUUAUUUUUUAUUUUCAGGAAGGUAAGAGCAAACAAAAGAUACAAGAAAUCUAUGUUCAACAGUCCCAUUCGCAGCUCCCCGGUACUACUCACUGAUACAAGGUAUGCAUCCGAAGCGAUGAGGUUCGGAGCACUAGGGCUCCCACCGUAUCAUGAAUUCACCUUGGAGGAAAUUGAAGAAGCAACCAAUAACUUCGACCCAUCAAAUUUAUUGGGGCAAGGAUUGAAAGGACAGCUUUAUAAAGGUUGGCUGAGAGAUGGUUCUGUGGUUGUAGUUCGAUGUUUAAAACUGAAGGACAGGCACUCACCACAGAGCUUAUUGCAACACAUGGACGUAAUUUCAAAGCUCAGGCAUCGGCACUUGGUUGGAAUUCUGGGGCAUUGCAUUGUCACAUAUCAGGAUCACCCUAAUGCAGCCAACUCUGUGUAUCUUGUUUUUGAAUAUAUUUCAAAUGGAACAUUAAGGAGUCAUCUAACCGACUGGAGAAAGCGGGAGGCAUUGAAAUGGUCACAGAGAAUGGCGGUAACCAUAGGUGUUGCUAGGGGAAUACAAUUCUUGCAUACUGUAAUUGCACCUGGCAUUUUUGGGAAUGAUCUAAAGACUGAGAAUAUUUUGAUGGAUGGUAAUCUCUCGGCAAAAAUCAAUAGCUAUAAUCUGCCAUUACCAGCUAGAGUAGGUUCAGAUAGCCCUUUUAAUAAGCAUUCUCUUGGUCAUCUUAGCAGUGCUGAACAAGCAGAAAAAGAAGACAUUUAUCAGUUUGGUGCUAUUGUAGUAGAAGUAAUUACGGGUAAAACAAUCACAUCCCAAAGCGUAUUGGAUGAAUUGAAACUUCAGCUAGAGAAGGGCUUGACAGAUGCCCCAGCAAAGCUACGAGCGGCCACAGAUCCGGCUAUUCGAGGCACAUUUGCUUAUGAGUCACUGAGAACCGCAGUUGAAAUAACCACCAAAUGUCUAUCCAAAGAUCCUAGCCAGCGGCCAUCAAUAGAGGAUGUUCUCUGGAAUUUGCAGUAUUCAGUUCAAGUUCAAGAUGGAUGGACCAGUAGUGGUAACCUUAGCGGCAAACUAAGUGGAAACCUUAGCGGAAUGCUUAGUGGAAGACUUAGUGGGAAGCUUAGUGGAAGACUCAGCGGAAACCUUGGUGGAAACAUCAGUUUUAAAAGACCAUGAACCCAUGCACCUUUCAUCUCCCUGUGCAAUCCAUCUUAAUUCUUUGUAUAUUUGAAUGAUUUUCAAAUAAAUAAGCCAGACUCCUUCGUAUUAUUAUUUUUCAAAUGCCUAAACUUGUACUAUUACUGCCUUAGUACAAUAUUAUUCAAGAAACAAGAUGUUGUAGUUAUCUCAACUUCACUGCCGUUCAGUUCCAGUAAGUUCUGAGAAAUCUUACCAUGAAGGAAGGGAUCUUGGUGCGGUAUAGACUAUA
Messenger RNA from Nelumbo nucifera (sacred lotus), 3189 nucleotides. Its product is annotated as putative LRR receptor-like serine/threonine-protein kinase At1g14390. Gene Ontology annotation, biological process: protein phosphorylation. Lineage: Eukaryota; Viridiplantae; Streptophyta; Magnoliopsida; Proteales; Nelumbonaceae. Gene Ontology annotation, molecular function: protein kinase activity; ATP binding; protein binding. The record is from RefSeq and is a predicted model, not a curated record.